Messenger RNA from Meloidogyne enterolobii, 903 nucleotides. NCBI's taxonomy places the organism in Eukaryota, Metazoa, Nematoda, Chromadorea, Rhabditida, Meloidogynidae. The record is from the annotation of a GenBank genome assembly.
AUGAGUUGUAGGGUAGCCAAGCUUCCAAGUUUAAUGGCAUCCGACAACAAAAUGGGUCGUUGGGGUGCCAUAAGUUAUGUAAUGGGAAAUAUUGUAGGCGCAGGAAUUUUUAUUGCACCCACAGCUAUAUCUAAUCAAGUUGGAUCAGCAGGAAUGUCGAUCAUAAUUUGGGUACUGUCCGCAAUAAUUUGUACAAUUGGGGGCUUUUGUUAUUUGGAAUUGGGUACAAUUGUGAAAAGAUCUGGAGGAGAUUUUGCGUACCUAUGCUUUGCAUUUGAUUGCCUUCAUGUUUAUGGUCUCUGGUUGCGUGAUCGUUUAUCCCAUGCAGGUACAUAUCUUAUUAGAGAUAAAAAUUUGGGAUCUAUUCUUAUCGAAUUUGAAGCAAAUUUAGUAUAUUUAGCCCUUUUCUCAAUGCAGUUAGCAAUUGCAGCGAGUGCUUCUGGCGAGUACUUUGUUCAGGCAUUCAAGCUUUGUAAGCAAUUUAUUCAUUGUAAUUCACAGGGUCUUGGAUUUUCUGAUAAUCCUCAUGUAUAUUGGCUAAAUAAACUAUUUGGAUUCUCCAUUGUUUGGCUAAUACUUUUUUUGAAUUUUUUCUCAAUCCGUCGAGUCGGCGCCCCUUUCCAAAUGCUUUCUUCUGUAGCAAAGCUAACUGCUUGUACUUUUGUUAUCGGAGCUGGUGUUUUCCAAGUAUUCUCGAAAGGUUAUUCAUUAUUAUUUCGCCUUUAUUCCCGCUUUACAGGCAGCAAAUUCAAACAGAUUGAUGACUUUUUUGUCAACUCCAGCUUCUCGGCAGGUCAGAUUUCAGCUGCCUUGCUGGGAGGCUUUUACAGUUAUGAUGGUUGGGAUAUUCUAAAUUGGGGUGUUGAGGAAAUUAAGAGCCCUGAAAGGUGAAAAUUUACGUAA